CGAAUAUUCAUCAAAGCGUACGUAGAGAUGGAGUGUAUAAUAUUGCAGUUAGAAACCGUACCUGUUCUCUCUGUCCCUGCAGAUCUGGGUGCACAGCGCUCAUAACGGCAGCGGUUACUACAGCGGUUACGGAGAGGAGGUCCUCCAAUCGGAUCACUUUAACUCCAGGCUGAGCUUCGGAGACACGCAGACGACGUGGGCCAGGACGGGGUACCUGGGCUUCCUGCGCCGCACCGAGCUCACCGACGCCAACGGGGAGAGGCACGACGCUCUGUUCGUGGUGGGCGCUCUGGAGGAGGCCAUGGAGCUGCGGGGGAUGAGGUACCAUCCCAUCGACAUCGAGACCUCCGUCAUCCGCGCACACAAGAGCAUCAUGGAGUGCGCUGUGUUCCCCUGGACCAACCUGCUGGUGGUGGUGGUGGAGCUGGAGGGCUCGGAGCAGGAGGCGCUGGACCUGGUUCCCAUGGUGACCAAGGCGGUGCUUGAGGAGCACUACCUGAUCGUGGGCGUCGUCGUGGUGACGGACAUCGGCGUCAUCCCCAUCAACUCCCGCGGCGAGAAGCAGCGCAUGCACCUCCGCGACGGCUUCCUACAAGACCAGCUGGACCCCAUCUACGUGGCCUACAACAUGUAGCCUGAGUGUGUGUGUGUGAGAGUGUGUGUGUGUUCAGGAGUGAGCGAGCAUGCGUGUGUAUGCCGUGCAUAUCGCCGUUGUUGUUCAUUUAUUUCCCAGAAUCAAGAUGUACUGUAUUUUUGAACCUGCAUAUGGUGUGGUGUUACGUCGUCGUUUUUUCUUUAAAGUCGUGUUGUGCCGGUUGAUUGGCUGAUUGCUUGAAUGGUUGAUUGAUUGGUCAUUUUUACACCCCGUUCAAUCUCGUGGCCGUUACCGGGAGCUCGUCACUGUAGAAAGCCUUAGGGGAACACUGUGUCGGUCCUCACACCGUUUUUAGGAGGUCUUAGGAGGUACAAAUAGAGAGAUACAAAUAUAAAAGACUGUAUCAUGUUUGACUGAUCGAAUCGGGAAAAAAAAAAUGUUUUCAAUUAGAACAGGGUUAGCCAGAUAAUUGUAAAAAUAUAAAUAUUGUACAUAGACAUAAUAAUCUAUAUGGAGAGGUACCUAAAACACAGAGGUAUAGUAGCCCCUAUAUGCAGCUCUCUCCACCUGCACCCUGUGUGUGUGUGCGUGUGUGUGCAGAGUGUGUGUCUCUGUCUGAGUGUGUGUUCAUCAUGUCAAUGUGUGACAGGGACAUUUUACAUACUUUUAAUGUGAUUUACGCGACAGAUUUUAUCCUCAGAAGAAGAAAUAGGAAAGAGAAAAUAUGGAAAUGAGACACAAACUGAAAACAUCCAAAAAACGAAUAACUACGUUUUCUCAGAUUGGAAAGUCUCACAAUAAAUGCAUUGAUUCAAGCUCGAUAGACAUUACCAGCUUUUGUCUCGUGUGAAAUGUUUUGACCAUGCAGAAAAACAAUUUAAGAACAAUAUACGUGCAAUGUGUAUCAAUAGAAAGAUGAUUUAAAGCACUCUGCAAACAUAUGCACAAUAAUCUACGUUUUUCAUCAUAUUGCUCGCAGUAAACCUGAGAAAUGUAGUCCAAAGUUUCUCGUCAAGCGAAAUGCACUGUGUGAAUACUAAAGUGGGAAUAUUGUAGUUAUUUAAAGGGCCUAUGGGAAGAGUUUAUCCGCACCAGGUGUAGUAAUCCACGCCUAAUGGGAACUGUCAGUGACGCUGUGGGUUUUAUAGAGAAAUGUAUUGAGAAAUAAUUCAUAAGCUUUUGUUUACUUCUCUGUGGAUACACACAUCGCCUCAUCGCUCAUGUUUUUUGUCUUUUUAUCAGAAGAAAGGAGAAACUUUAUGCAUAUCAGGAGUUGCUUAGCGCUUGUUUGGCUAACAGAGCAGUUUGGGUUUGUUGGUAGCAGCGUAGCGGUCAUGUUUCAGUCCCUAUGUGUGUGUGAGUGAAUGUGUGUGUGUGGUGGAGGAUGUCAGAUAAGAAGGAAAAUCCCAUCAGAAACCUGAAGGGCUUGAUGGGAGAGAGACUGCAUGGUGUGUGUGUGUUCAGUGUGUAUGUAUAUUGUAUGUAAAUAGUGUUGAUUUUGUACGGUACAAGUGUGUGUGACUUGUUUUGUACACAUGAUAAAAAGAUUAAAUGACACUUUUAUAAGAGCCUGCUAUUGGCUCACAGUCACACUAUACAGUGCAAUAAAGUGCUUUGAUUGGCUAAAACUCA
Molecule: messenger RNA, 2227 nt
Organism: Notothenia coriiceps (black rockcod)
Lineage: Eukaryota; Metazoa; Chordata; Actinopteri; Perciformes; Nototheniidae
Product: disco-interacting protein 2 homolog C-like
Exons: 3
Coding region: 302-634 (110 amino acids)
Source: RefSeq, a predicted model, not a curated record